AUGACACCCACACCCCGCAUCCUCCUCCUAGGCGGCCACGGCAAAGUGUCUCUCCUCCUAACCCCGAAAAUCCUCUCUCGUUCCUGGGAUCUCAUCUCCAUGGUGCGUAAUGCCGAUCACCGCACAGAUAUCCUGCAUGCAGCAGCGCAGGCAUCGAAUUACGGAACAGGAGCAGGAGCAGGGACAGGAAUAGGGAAUCUCGAGAUCUUGGUUGAGAGUAUUGAGGAUGUGAAGAGUGAGAGUGAUGCGAAGGGGAUUUUGGAUAGGGUGAAGGCUGAUUGGGUUAUUUGGUGUGCGGGAGCCGGUGGUAAAGGAGGAAAGGAACGCACAUACGCCAUCGAUCAAAAUGCCUGCAUCCACUUCAUACGAGCCUCACUCUCUUCCCCCUCAAUCAGCAAAUUUCUCCUCGUCUCCGCACUACUCUCGCGGCGCUCGCGCGCACCAUGGUGGACCACCGACGAUUGGACCUAUAUCCAGAAAGUCAAUACGGAGAUUCUCCCAGAUUACUACAAGGCGAAAUUAGCGGCAGAUCAGGCAUUAGUGGUGUUGAGCAGUGAGAGGAAAGAUAAAGAAUGGACGUGGAUAGAUUUGAGACCGGGGACAUUGAGUGACGAGGAGGAAACGGGAAAGAUUAGUUUGGGGAAGACGAGGGGGCAGGGGAAGGUUACGAGGGGCGAUGUGGCGGAGGUGGUGGUGAGGUUGUUGGGGAUGGAGGGGGUGAGGAGUGGGUAUUUGGAUUUGUUGAAUGGGGAGGUGGAGGUGGGAGAGGCGGUCGAGAGGGUGGUGGCGGAGGAGGUGGAUUGUAGAGAUGGGGAGGAGUUUGAGGAUUUAAAGGGGGGUGAGUUUUUGAAGCUAUGA
Molecule: messenger RNA, 858 nt
Organism: Sclerotinia borealis F-4128
Lineage: Eukaryota; Fungi; Ascomycota; Leotiomycetes; Helotiales; Sclerotiniaceae
Source: the annotation of a GenBank genome assembly